Molecule: messenger RNA, 1736 nt
Organism: Dipodomys ordii (Ord's kangaroo rat)
Lineage: Eukaryota; Metazoa; Chordata; Mammalia; Rodentia; Heteromyidae
Gene: Ptgr2
Product: prostaglandin reductase 2
Exons: 10
Coding region: 104-1159 (351 amino acids)
Biological process (GO): prostaglandin metabolic process
Molecular function (GO): 15-oxoprostaglandin 13-reductase [NAD(P)+] activity
Source: RefSeq, a predicted model, not a curated record
UCGGGCACGGACGGUCGGGCAGUGGAAGCCGCCUGUGGCGGGCGCGCGGUGAGGAUCGCGGGAUUAUUUUAUAUUGAAAUUUGUGACACUGCUGCACAGAGUGAUGAUUGUACAAAGAGUGGUAUUGAAUUCCCGACCUGGGAAAAAUGGUAAUCCAGUAGCAGAGAAUUUCCGAAUGGAAGAAGUCACUUUACCAGAGAGCAUCAAUGAAGGACAAGUGCGAGUCAGAACUCUUUAUCUUUCUGUGGAUCCUUACAUGCGUUGUAAGAUGAAUGAAGACACUGGCAGUGAUUACUUAGCACCUUGGCAGCUAUCUCAGGUGGUAGAUGGUGGCGGUAUUGGAAUUGUAGAAGAAAGCAAGCACACAAACUUAACCAAAGGCAAUGUUGUGACUUCUUUUUAUUGGCCCUGGCAAACUAAAGCUAUUCUAGAUGGGGAUGGCCUUGAAAAGGUAGAACCACAACUUGUGAAUGGACAUCUUUCGUAUUUUCUUGGAGCUAUAGGUAUGCCUGGUUUGACUUCCUUGAUUGGAGUGCAGGAAAGAGGUCAUAUAACUGCUGGAUCUAAUCAGACAAUGGUGGUCAGUGGAGCAGCUGGUGCCUGUGGAUCCUUGGCUGGACAGAUUGGCCGCUUGCUGGGCUGUUCCAGAGUGGUGGGAAUUUGUGGAACACCUGAGAAAUGCGUCCUUUUGACCUCAGAACUGGGCUUUGAUGCUGCAAUUAAUUAUAAAAGAGGGAAUGUGGCAGAACAACUCAAAGAAUCCUGUCCAGCUGGAGUGGAUGUUUACUUUGACAACGUUGGUGGUGACAUAAGUGAUACAGUGAUAAGUCAGAUGAAUCAGAACAGCCACGUCAUCCUGUGUGGUCAGAUUUCCCAGUACAAUAAAGAUGUGCCUUAUCCUCCCCCUCUGCCCCCUGCCACAGAGGCAAUACAAAAGGAAAGAAACAUCACAAGGGAAAGAUUUCUGGUGUUAAAUUACAAGGAUAAGUUUGAGCCUGGCAUUCUACAGCUGAGUCAGUGGUUUAAAGAAGGAAAGUUAAAGAUCAAAGAGACUGUGAUAAAUGGAUUGGAAAACAUGGGAGCUGCAUUCCAAUCCAUGAUGACAGGAGGUAACAUUGGAAAGCAGAUAGUCUGCAUUUCAGAAGAUGCUUCUUUAUAAUCUAUGUACAUCUUCAUCAAGGAAGUAACAUUUUUCAGGUUUUUUUCUUUUCGAGAUGGUAUGGGGCUAAACUCAGAGCAUCAGGUCACUGAGCUUUUUCUCUCAAGGACAGUUGGUGCUCUUCCACUUGAGCUAUGCCUUAAAAUUUAAGAAUAUAAACAGUUCUUAAUGAUAUUUUAGUAAUCAUUAAGCUGUUUAGUCACAUAAUUCUGUUUUAUCUAACUAUUUCACAUAUGCACACUAUAUUUAACGUGAUUACUUACAACAUUUGUUUUGCUUUUGAGACAAGCUCUUGCCAUGUAGUCCAGGCUGACCUUGAACUUAUGAUUCUACUUUAGCAGGAGUGCUGGGAUUAAUUCCAGCUGCUGGAAUUAGAGAUAUACAGGAAUGUACCACCAUACCUGGCUACUGUUCUGAUUAAAACUAAUAGGUGAUAUUUGUAUCAGAUAUUCUGGAACUACUGGAGAUUUAAUACAACUGUUAAUUGGUCAUAUGCAAUCGUUUUUUAAAAUUAACUUGUAUUUAAAAUUGAAUAAUCAUUCUAUUGUGAGAAACAGUAAACAUUUAUUUGAAAAAA